CCCCACCACAGCUCUCGACCGAGUAUGACUUCUCCGCAGUAUAAAUACCACUACAUCUCUGCUUCUCGAUAAACUCUUCUCCAAUAAUUAUACUAAAUAUAUACAAAAUGCCCACCGACCACUUCCCCAACUUCACCUCCCAAUACAUCACCACCUCCCUCGGCGCGCGCCUCUUCGUGCGUACCAGCGCCCCCAAAUCCCCCACCUCAAAACCACCCCUCCUCCUCCUCCACGGCUUCCCCCAAACCCACCUCGAGUUCCACAGAAUCACACCCUCCCUCCUCCCCCACUUCACACUCAUCCUCCUCGAUCUUCGCGGCUACGGCGCCUCCUCCCCCGUCCCCUCCACCAAUGGCUCCGGCUACACAAAGCGCCUAAUGGGACAAGACUGCCUCUCCGUAAUGGAACAGCUCGGAUACAGCCCCGACGAGAAAUUCGCAGUGCUAGGCCACGACCGCGGCGCACGCGUCGCAUACAGACUUGCCUUCGAUAACCCCGAGCGCCUGUCCAAGGUUAUCGUGGUGGAUAUUGUGCCCACUGCGGCGAUGUUUCGCAGCUUCGGCGACGUGGGCGCCGGGUUGAAGGGGUAUCAUUGGUUAUUUCUUUCCCAGCCGGAGCCGCUCCCGGAGAGGUUUAUUGGUAGCGUUGAAGGGGGGAAGAUGUUUUUGGAGCAUUCGCUGGCGAUGUGGGCGGGGACGGGGACGCUGGAUGUUUAUGAUGCUGAGGUCAUGCGGGGGUAUAGGGAGGCGUACUGUGCUGAGGAGAAGAUCCAUGCGACGUGUGAGGAUUAUCGGGCUGGGGCGCACUUUGAUCGGGUUUAUGAUGAGGAGGAGCUGGAGAGGGGGAGGAAGAUUCAGGUUCCGGUUUUGGCAGUUUGGGGGGAGGCGGGGCUGUUUGCGAGUGCGAUGAAGGCGAAGAAGGAGGGGCCGUUGGAGGUUUGGCAGAAGUAUUGUGUUGAUGUUCGGGGGAGGGGGCUGAGUUGUGGGCAUUUCAUCCCGGAGGAGGAGCCGGAGGGCUUGGUUGAGGAGGCCUUGAAGUUUUUGCUGUAAUUACUGCCCUUCCAUCUGAGAAGUACAAUUCUAAAGAUGUGGGUGUUUCUUAAGAUAUAACGAGCAGAGCAUUAAGCAACCUUCCUGAGAUUAAUACCUUGACACUGCAGCUUCAAGCCUGUCUAUAGCAACUUUUCUUGGAUAUGUGAUUCUGGUGGUUGGUGCCGAGUACUUAAAGAGUACAUAUUCAUAUGGUAA
Messenger RNA from Aspergillus versicolor CBS 583.65, 1247 nucleotides. Its product is annotated as alpha/beta fold hydrolase. The transcript has a single exon. The record is from RefSeq and is a predicted model, not a curated record. Gene Ontology annotation, molecular function: hydrolase activity. Lineage: Eukaryota; Fungi; Ascomycota; Eurotiomycetes; Eurotiales; Aspergillaceae. The coding region runs from base 108 to 1049 and encodes 313 amino acids.